Messenger RNA from Ceutorhynchus assimilis (cabbage seed weevil), 5000 nucleotides. The record is from the annotation of a GenBank genome assembly. Lineage: Eukaryota; Metazoa; Arthropoda; Insecta; Coleoptera; Curculionidae.
GUAGCAAAGGAAAAGUCGUAGCAUCAUCAUAUAGCGGGUUCUCGUAGCGAAUAUUUACGAAGUUCCGUAGUCGAUUUCGUAGCGGUGUUUAUGCCACAAUUUGACAAACUGAAAACGCAAAAAAUACUCGAAAAUUAGGUCAGUUUUUUGUUGAAAAGUUUUUAUCGAAAACUAUUAGGAGUCCCGUUCAAUUUCGGCGAUCAUAACAAAGCCGCUAGAAGGACCGUCCGAAAAAGGGCCGCCGGAUUGUUGUUUUAAUAAAUUUAAAAUGGCGAUGUGUUAAUCAAUUUUUGUGGACAUUUAAAUGGUCCUAAUUUACUGUAUUCGUCAACGAAAAAGAGAUUUUGUAUUGAAACGUCCCGUGAUUUGAUCUGGAACAAAGUUAGGCUAACAACCAUGCCCCACAGGGAUCCUGGUUUUCUGGUAAUUUAUCCAGAUUAGUAUUCAAUAUUUAAAGGAAAAAUGUCCCGAGGUUUCGGCAAGUAUAGAAGAGGUGCAAGUCACCACAGUUUCCACUUUGAUAGUCUCUUUAAAGAGAACAGUAAUAGACCGUCUGCUGCAAGGUCUGCAGCUUCAGUCGGUAAAUGGGGCAUUACCAGUUUUACUAGUAUUAGGACACUGAAUGGGAGGCCAGAAAACGAAACCAGUAAAUCAGAGAGUGCCCCUAAACCUAAGAAGUUCUUCAAAAGUCGAGACACCAGUCAAGAUGCCAAUACAACUCCUGCUUAUCAGUCACCACCAACCAAAUAUGGAGCGUCUUCUAAAAGAGACAGGUCCGCCUCUUAUGAACCGAUUGAAAAGCCCACAAAAGGCAGACCUCAAAGGAAGUUCUUCUCGUCUAAAAAACCAAAAGAAAAACGACUACCAGAAAAACAGUUGAGCAUGGGCAGUCCGCCUGCAAAGAGAAGAAAUUCCGAAAGGAGCGACUCUAGCGAAUCUUCAAAACCACCGAUAGUUUUAAGGAUUUGCAGGGGCAAAUCUCAAUUGGUCAAUGACACUGAUGAAACUGAAAAAACUGUUACACCCAGUCCCCGUUCUGUGACGCCUGUUUCUGCUUCUCCUCACACUUUGUGUGAAACCUCAAAUCCACAAACUACGCCUCCAAGACCAUCUAAUUGCCGCAUUACACGUAGUGCUAGGAGAAGCAUGCAAAUGGAUCCUGAUAGUAGUCCUGCUACUGCAGACACACCAGGAGAGUUUACUUUAUUUGGAGCAUCAUCAAAGAAAGAUAUCCCUGAAACUGACUUAUCACCACAAUACGUACCUGCAGAAAAAUUCGAGGAACAACGCAGGGCGUUAUAUGCCAGCCUCCUGAAGCCUGAUUCCCCAAAACUUCAAUCAGAAGAAGAAUCUGAAGACGAGCUAUCCAAAGAAGAAAAUUGUGAACCAAAAGAUGAAGAGAAGUCAGCAAAGGAUGAAGUUCCAGAAACUCAUCAAGAGGCAACUGAAGAAAAUGAUUCGCUAGAAGAACCAAAGCAAGAUACUUCAACAGAAGAUACAAGUAUUGAAGAUGUUAUGGCUGCAUUACAUGGAGGAGAAAAUGAAGUAAUAUCAGAACCAAAGCUUGUAAUUGAAGAAAAUGAUUCGAGCAUGGGCCUUGACCAAGUUGACUCAGGGGAAAAAUCAAUAGAAAGUGAUACUGAGGAAGAAUCUAUUGAAGCCAAAUUGGCAAGGAUGGAACAAGAAGCUUCUAAAGGAAAUGAAAGCAUGGAAACAAUAGAGAAUAUUGCUAAAGAAAUAGAGUGUAGCCAAGUGAUAAAACCAGAGCCUGCAAAGAGGGCUACUAGAAGAAGAGGAAAGCAAAAAGAACAAAUAAUUGAGCCUUUAAAAGAGAAAAAAGUAGCCAGACCUCCACUUAGAGGUGGUUUAAGGAAUAGAAAUAAGGCAGCUAUUGUGGAAGUUGCAAAAGAAGAGACUGAGCCAGUGAUAGAAGAAAUGGAAGAGGAACCAAAGGUAGAAGAAAUGCCAGCUAUAGAAGAACCUGAACCCAUAGUUAUUAAAAUGAAAGAUAUAUCUCCAACGCCAAGUCCCCCACCUGAAGAAAAUUUAAACAAAAAAGUCAACAAACAAAGCAUAGAAGAAGACUGGAGCACUGACAGCGACUCAAAUAAUUCAGCUCCAGACAUAGAGCUGAAAGAAGUAGAUCCAGAUGUAGCAGACUCGCCAAGCAACAUAGUGAGACACAGGGAUAAGAUUCUGGACAAAAUUUUGGAAAAACCUCCAGAUCCUCCACCAGUCAAGUUGGUAAUUUCUAAGAAAAAAGGCAGUAUAUUCAAAAGUAGAGCAGUUGAUGAUGGUGCAAAAAAACGUAGAGCCCGGUAUGUACAUAAAUGGAUAGAUGACGGCAAGGGUGGAGGUGAAACUCCAGCCAGACCACCUCCUGAAAACACUGGAUUAGAAGAAUAUUCUUUUGAUGAUGAACCUUUGACGCGGGUUAAAACUGUUGAAGAUGAUCAAGAGGUAACAAGCGUUAAGUGUUCAAAGACUGAUAAACAGUACUACAUGGUUGUGCGAAAUGUUAAAAAAGCACAUCAAAUACAAGAGAUUGGCGAGUUUCAAGAGUUUAAUGAUGAUGUUGAGUAUAUUUUGGAUGCUUUACAGGAUAACAAUCCAGUUAGUACAAGGUGUUUGUCAGCUAUUACUCUAGCCUCAAAGUGUAUGGCACCUGCCUUCCGUAUGCACGUACGAGCUCACGGCACAGUUGCCAAAUUUUUCAAAGCCUUACACGACGCGUGCAGAGAUCAGAGUCUUGGCCUUUGUACAGCCACAGUAAUGUUUGUACUCAGCCAGGACAGGCUCAACAUGGAUUUAGACAGAGAUUGUCUCGAGUUGAUGCUCAAUCUAUUAGAGUCCGAUGUCAGUUAUCAACAGGCGUUGGACGUUUGUGGGCUGACAUCGGGCCAACUAGAGAAAAACAAGCAGAAAGUGCGAGAACUCUGUGAAGAAAUCCAGAGCAAAGGACACGCUAUGCAUUUGAACUUGGAAAAUAUCACCACAGGGCAACUGGCUAUGGAAACGUUGCUGUCUUUAACUUCCAAGAGAGCGGGCGAGUGGUUUAAAGAGGAAUUGAGAGAGUUGGGCGGCUUGGAGCACAUAAUGAAGACUAUUCAUGAGUGUUGCAGGCAAGUUUCUGACUAUGUUGUUAGUUGGACUGAUGCAUUGUUGGAUAAGCUUAAGAAAGUGGACAGGUGCUUGAGGGUAUUGGAAAAUAUAACUCAAAAUAAUGAAGAAAAUCAAACUUAUAUCCUUAAAUACAAUGAGGGUAUGAUGAUAGACACUCUGGUCAGUUUAUAUAAACUGUGCGAUGGUGAAAUCCCCCUCUAUCCUGUCACAGACAUUGCUGACAAAUCUUCUACUGGAACAAUCGUGCGCGAAGCCUUAUUGGUCACUUUGAAAGUCCUAAUCAAUUUAACGCAUCAUUAUAGGCAACAAUCGAUUGGUAGUCAGUUGGUCGGAUCCAGAUCUGGUAUUAUAGAAACUAGUUUACACUUGCUCCUUCAAGUACCCAACUACAUUCCGGAGCAGAAAAAAUUCGAAUUAGGUGUAUUGGUGCUGAUGUUAUUGAUUAAUCUGAUCCAGGACCAGGAAGCCAACAAAAAAUUGCUUAUGGAAGCCAAAGCACCAUCAAAAUUGGAAAGUAUAUAUUCAAGAGAGGAAAGUGCAGUUGAGGCUUUAAUCAUUCAGUUUUAUGAAUGGGAAAGUUGCGCAAAAAUAGCAGAAAAUAAAACCAACGCCAUUUUGGAUGGCGAAAAAGAUGAACAAGACCAGGAGGCUCCUGUGCAGCCUCAACCUAAAACCAAUGAGGAAUUUAUUGAGGAGACUGUCGCUAAAUUGCUUCAAAAAGCUGGCACUCAUAUGGAAUACACAUUCCUAGCUUCUUAUAUUGUCAUGCUGGUUGGGUUUCUUAUUAUGGACAGCUCAGAACACCAGGACAACAUAAGACAAUUUUUACGAGGCAACAAUUUCAGUGAUAUGGUAGAACUACUAAAGAAAUUCUUCAAUUUUAUGAAUUUGACAGCAUCUACUGAAGCUUCAAGUGUUUGUGCAGUGAAGGCAACCCAAAAAGUGAUAAAAUUCCUAGAAUCUUGUGACCAGCAACCAUCCGAUGGAAAUGUCAGUUCUGAUGUUGAAAAAUCUAAAAUUGAACCUGUGGAUAUGGUGGUACCGUACUUAUAAUAAAAAUGCAGUGCGUCUUUGUACAUUUGUUACUAGACUUUAGGUAAGAAAGCAACAAAAUGCUUAGGUCGCACAUUUGUGGUAAAAUUUUCUAUUUCACUGGACUUGAUGAACCUUUUUUGUUUUGCGAUUGAACUUCUUACUGAAAAAACGCACUUUUUUUUGUAAUGAAAGCAAGUGCCAUAAAGUUCAAUUUAGCCUUUAUGUUUUAUAAAACUACUUUUCAAAAAUAUGAAGUUUGAUCGCUAAAAAAAACUGACACUGUUACCUCAGCAGAUAGAUCUAUUUUUUAAGUUUAAAAAAAUAAUUAAUUUUGUUGGUUUUUGGCCUAUUUCAUUGGUACAUUGUGACAUUUAGUAUAAAGAUUCAUCCGAAGUGCAAAGCUCUCAAUUUACCAAAUAGAACACUGACAAAUAUAGAUAAACUAAUAGAGUUUUACUAUAAUUAAAUAUAUAAAAUGUUUUUAAUUUUUACAUUUUCUAGUAUUAUUUCUAUAGGUAUACAAAAAAAGAAGAGAUAUUUUAUUAAGGAAAUUGAAAUGUAUUUUUGCUGGUUUACAGUUAUAUUGUUUUUUAAUAUUAUCAUUUUAUUGUGUAAAUAAGUAAUCCUUCCAAAAAAAAAGAACUCUUUCAUUUUAAAUCUAAAAAAAUGAUGUUAUCUUUGUACAAUACUGUGUAGUCAGAUUUUAUUUAUUUUUUCUUUAAUUGGACUGUUUUAAAAAUUGUAAAUAUAUAUUAAGAUUACAAUUUUUUAAUUGUCGUUUUAUUUAUCAAGAACUCAUAGUUUUUUUGUUUUUCAUGGACAGUUGGGCCAUUCUGAUGGCG